Molecule: messenger RNA, 1000 nt
Organism: Oryctolagus cuniculus (rabbit)
Lineage: Eukaryota; Metazoa; Chordata; Mammalia; Lagomorpha; Leporidae
Product: integrator complex subunit 6-like
Biological process (GO): snRNA 3'-end processing
Cellular component (GO): integrator complex
Source: RefSeq, a predicted model, not a curated record
GAAUCCCUAGGGGGCGCAUCUCCCACAAGACUCAGAGGGCGACUUAAUAGAAAGUCUCCUGGGUGCGCUACAGUUUGACCGCCCUGUGGUGAGGCUCCCCCGGGCUCUGUUGGCCAGAAAAUGAUGUCUGGCGAAGGAAAUGAGUUUGUUGCAGAACCUGAAAACAAAUUGAAACGUCCUGGGGAACCUCAGAGUCCUACAUCCUCUAAGAGAAAGCCAAGUACAUCCCUGCUGUUAGUGAAACAGGAAAAAGAGGAAGAAUCCCAUCCUGAGAGCUCUUCUGUGUCCAAGGAAAUUGAUGCUACUAUUGUUCAUGAUGUCCAUGAGGAGAAGAUGGAAACUCUUCAGCCACCUGAUGACUCUAUGUCAAAAUCUGUUCCUCCAGAGCUGAUGGGUAUGGCAGGAGAUGUUUUUCCACCCAAGCCGCUACAAUUGGAUGAUAUCACUAGUUCCAGCCAAGAUGAGGCAAUGUACAAGCCUGAUGAUGAUGUACCUGUAGGAGGUAUCGAUACCAGUAACCUCUCUACAGAUAAUCCAAAAGUCACAGAGAAGCCCUCUUUGCCAAAAAGACCAGAUAACAUUAAUGAUAUAAAACAGCAAUUAAUGAAAGAAGUUCGACGGUUUGGACGAAAAUACGAAAAAAUCUUCAAACUGCUUGAAGGAGUGCAAGGACCUCCAGAAGUCAAGAAACAACUUGUUGAAUUUACCAUCAAGGAAGCAGCAAGAUUUAAAAGACGAGACUUAAUUAGACACCUUGAGAAGAUACUAGAAAAUACAGUUUCUGAAUGCCUCAACAAAGAUAAUUAGUCCUCCAACACAUAAUCCUGUUAUGACAGUGAUAAGUGAGAAAAAAAAGAGCCAUACGGUUGUUGUUUGCUGGAAAAAAAAAUGUUGGAUAUUGUUUCUGCCUCCUUGAAUAUGUUAGUUGACUUUAUAAUGUUAUGAAAUUCUAUUAAUAAAAGUGGGGCUUUUGCCCUAAGUGUUUUGUUCAAAUGCAGAA